AUGGAGGCACUACAGCAACGCGAGAGAAUGGCGGUGUUGUCGGGUUUGGUCAAAGCGGCGGACGACGCGUUUGACCGAGCCGAGAUCGACGACGUCACGAAAGAGUUGUUUCUCGACACACAGAUCGAGGACGAGAUGAAAGAGAUGUUCGACAUUGCGAGACGAAUUCAAUUUUUUGAUGAAACGGGAAAGUUGGAAGGCGCUCUGGAGUUGGUGAAGGAUUUCGAAAAGUACGCGCGGAGCGAGGAUUCGAAAGUCGUCGCAGUCGCGGUGUGGUGCGGGGCGUGGAGCGCGAUUCAAAAUGAACUUUUUAGACGUAGCGAGUGGAUACGAGUGCUCGAGAAACUGUUUUGGACGAUCCACACGCUCUGUUUGAGUCAUCGCUUCAGCAAAAUCCGCGCGUGUGCGGCGAUUCAGUGCGGGGAGUUGGCCACCGCCGCGAUGUUGAAGUUGUGCGAUUUGCGCGUGCACGAGGCAUAUGCUCGUGAUAUGUUACGCUUGAGCUUAGAUGAAAAGUGCACAGUACGACACGCCGUGUCCUGUAGCGUCUCCAUGUGCUUCGUUAGACGCAUAUAUUCUGGGCUUUUCACCGUAAGAGAAGCGGAUGCAGCUUUGCUGUGCGCGAUGUUUGUGAGUGCCGUCGGGAAAAGAAAUCCUUUUGCGCACAUCGAUUACGUGAACAAAGCGCACUUGACAAAAACUAUGAAUGAAGGGUUUGCAUCAGUGACGCACUAUACCUUAGAACGAAUGAUUCAGUGCAUGUUAAACGAUCAGCUGUGGCGCACGGAUGACAAAGACAUCCUUGGACGGCGUCUCCGCGCGUGCGCGCUCAUCGUCGAACACGUCGGCGAUCGCGUUGCCCCGUUCGUCGAUUCAAUCAUCAAGAUGUUGCUAGAUACUUUGACCAAGAGUCUUGUUUGGCGCGAUGCGGAAUAUUUGAUGGAAAUAUUGAUGAUUCACGCGCCCUCGACGCGUAGGACGUGGGUUGAACCGACGAUGCUGCACGUAAACUCCGAGUUUACUUUGCACAUGGUUGCUUUGUGUGUAUGCGAAAAAUUUCUCUCUAGAAGAAAGCAGCAUGGCGUCACACAUGCACUCAACUUGGAUGAUGUUGCGUUCAUUUCAGAAAGUCUGGAGAAGACUAUGUUUCGAUUGGAUUCAUGUGACAAGCUAGAUGAUUCAAGUGGCGUCCUAAAUUGCGUCGAAAGUAUCCUUGCGUCAUGUUUAGAGAUUCUUCGUCAGCAGAAUAAGGCUAGCAUGGCGACGCGAAAGUUCAAGAAACUUGAAGCAUGUGUGAAAAUUCAGACUAUGUACUUUUGUGUGUGCGGAAUGUCUUCCAUCGACGUAACUGGCGAGAUGUUGAUGGCAUGCACUCCAAAGGAUGAAGUUGAGGCAUCGGAGAUAUUUCGUCUCAUCGUCGACCGUAACGUACCACUACGUUCGUUCCGGGCAAAUACACUCACGGCGCUUUUUUGCCUUCUUCGCGGUACGCAACUGGUUGCUGAAAUAUCGGAAUGUCUCGCCCAACAAAUCGACCCAGCGACGUGUGAUGCAUCAUUGGAUUCACUUCUUACAGUCAAAGACUUCAUGGUACCAUUCAUCUUGUACUUGCGAUCACGCGGCGAUGAGACACUGAAUAAGGCGGAUUUUGUCACAAAUAUCGCUCCAGUUCUGGACGCUUUGCUCGAUUGGAUGCGAUGGAGACCGGGUGAAAUGACGGCGCAGCUUGCCGAUAUAGCCGCCACGUGUUUCGCCGUUCAAAAUUCAUUGAGUGAGCCAAUUUCGUAUAAUGAUGAAAUUGGCGAGUUUGUGGAAUCCCUGACAGAUGAGCAAUCCGAAGAAAGUGCGUUGCAAACAUUCUUGACGCGCUGGUUAUCACUAGAAAAUCGUUCAAAGCGAGUGAUAGACGUGAUAUGUUCGAUGUCAUUCGAAAAAACGUCGUCUGUCUUUUGCCGGCAAAAGAGAGACGCCAUGUUGCAUUUGCAAAAAUGUGCAUGUUUGGCAGACAGACAAAACGCAGUAAAAUUUCUCGAGCGCGUCGCAUCCAGAUAUUUAGAGCAAGUCUCGACUUCCUCAAGUACUCAGGUUCGUGUUCGUUCGUUGUUAGCCUUGGGGAAAACCAUUGCACAGUUGAUACGCGAUUUUAACGACCAUCAGACGGCUAAGAAGUUUGUGGGAGACAUCUUCGUGUUCGCCGAUGACGCCGACAAAGCCGUUCGAGUGGGAGCAUGCAGAGUGUUAGGUGCUUUGCAACAUUGUCACUCACAAGUCGCCACAAUCGUGCGCGGACUCUUAGACUCGGCGGAUACUAAAUUUUUCAUACACAAGGACGCCCUGCAGUGUCUUGAACAUCCCGAGGCGCUUGAGAAGGAAUUCGGGAACGACGCGCGAUAG
Ostreococcus lucimarinus CCE9901 is the source of this 2394-nucleotide messenger RNA. RefSeq lists its product with no specific name. Lineage: Eukaryota; Viridiplantae; Chlorophyta; Mamiellophyceae; Mamiellales; Bathycoccaceae. Bases 1 to 2394 code for a protein of 797 amino acids. The transcript has a single exon. The record is from RefSeq and is a predicted model, not a curated record.